AUGAAUGAUGCCGCAGCAAUUCUGAAUGAAAUCAGCCCAGCCUACUCACCCAAGACAAUAGCCUACUCACCCAAGACAAUAGCCCACUCACCCAAGACAAUAGCCCACUCACCCAAGACAAUAGCCCACUCAUCUAAGACAAUAGCCUACUCACCCAAGACAAUAGCCCACUCAUCUAAGACAAUAGCCUACUCACCUAAGACAAUAGCCUCCUCACCCAAGACAAUAGCCUCCUCACCCAAGACAAUAGCCCACUCACCCAAGACAAUAGCCCACUCACCCAAGACAAUAGCCUACUCACCCAAGACAAUAGCCUCCUCACCCAAGACAAUAGCCCACUCACCCAAGACAAUAGCCCACUCACCCAAGACAAUAGCCUACUCACCCAAGACAAUAGCCUACUCACCCAAGACAAUAGCAUACUCAUCUAAGACAAUAGCAUACUCACCUAAGACAAUAGUCUACUCACCUAAGACAAAGACCUACUCACCUAAGACAAUAGCCUACUCAUCUAAGACAAAGACCUACUCAUUUAAGACAAUAGUCUACUCAGCUAAGACAAAGACCUACUCAUUUAAGACAAUAGCCUACUCAUCUAAGACGAUAGCCUACUCAUCUAAGACGAUAGCCUACUCAUCUAAGACGAUAGCCUACUCACCCAAGACAAUAGCCCACUCACCCAAGACAAUAGCCCACUCACCCAAGACAAUAGCCCACUCACCCAAGACAAUAGCCUACUCACCCAAGACAAUAGCCUACUCACCCAAGACAAUAGCCCACUCACCCAAGACAAUAGCCCACUCACCCAAGACAAUAGCCUACUCACCCAAGACAAUAGCCUACUCACCCAAGACAAUAGCCCACUCACCCAAGACAAUAGCCUACUCACCCAAGACAAUAGCCUACUCAUCUAAGACAAUAGCCUACUCACCCAAGACAAUAGCCUACUCAUCUAAGACAAUAACAAUAGCCUACUCAUCUGAGACAAUAGCCUACUCAUCUAAGACAAUAGCCUACUCAUCUAAAACAAUUGCCUACUCACCUAAGACGAUAGCCUACUCAUCUAAGACGAUAGCCUACUCAUUUAAGACAAUAGCCUACUCAUUUAAGACAAUAGCCUACUCAUCUAAGACGAUAGCCUACUCAUCUAAGACGAUAGCCUACUCAUCUAAGACGAUAGCCUACUCAUCUAAGACGAUAGCCUACUCAUCUAAGACGAUUGCCUACUCAUCUAAGACAAUUGCCUACUCAUCUAAGACAAUUGCCUACUCAUCUAAGACAAUUGCCUACUCAUCUAAGACAAUAGCCUACUCAUCUAAGACAAUAGCCUACUCAUCUAAGACAAUAGCCUACUCAUCUAAGACAAUAGCCUACUCACCUAAGACAAUAGCCUACUCACCUAAGACAAUAGCCUGCUCACCUAAGACAAUAGCCUACUCAUCUAAGACAAUAGCCUACUCAUCUAAGACAAUAGCCUGCUCAUCUAAGACAAUAGCCUGCUCACCUAAGACAAUAGCAUACUCACCUAAGACAAUAGCCUACUCAUCUAAGACAAUAGCCUGCUCAUCUAAGACAAUAUCCUACUCAUCUAAGACAAUAGCCUACUCACCUAAGACAAUAGCCUACUCACCUAAGACAAUAGCCUACUCAUCUAAGACAAUAGCCUACUCAUCUAAGACAAUAGCCUACUCAUCUAAGACAAUAGCCUACUCAUCUAAGACAAUAGCCUACUCAUCUAAGACAAUAGCCUGCUCAUCUAAGACAAUAGCCUACUCACCUAAGACAAUAGCCUACUCACCUAAGACAAUAGCCUGCUCAUCUAAGACAAUAGCCUACUCAUCUAAGACAAUAGCCUGCUCAUCUAAGACAAUAGCCUGCUCAUCUAAGACAAUAGCCUGCUCAUCUAAGACAAUAGCCUACUCACCUAAGACAAUAGCCUACUCACCUAAGACAAUAGUCUGCUCAUCUAAGACAAUAGCAUAG
This is a messenger RNA of Saccoglossus kowalevskii, 1983 nucleotides long. RefSeq names its product DNA-directed RNA polymerase II subunit RPB1-like. NCBI's taxonomy places the organism in Eukaryota, Metazoa, Hemichordata, Enteropneusta, Harrimaniidae. The record is from RefSeq and is a predicted model, not a curated record.